UAUAGGCAGUUAGAAUACAGGUGUGGCUAAGUAACUCAAUGGAUAGUUUUGGUCCUGUUGAAAAUACCAGUGCAAGUGAAGACCCAAUUUUGAUUAAUAUGGAAAAAGACUUUGCUAGCUGGAAUGAUAGUGACAAUUCUAGUUACAGUAAUGUUCAUUAUUUAGUCGGUGUCAGGAACAUUAGAAAUUUCCUAUCUGAUAAAAUUCUUUUAGUUAGGGAUAACAAUAGCCAAAGGAACCGUUAUUCCAUAUAUUUUGAUAUUGAAAAUCAAUUUUUAGAGAUUUCUAAUGAUCCUUCUUUUCUAAGUGAACCAGAAAGUUUUUUUGAUAGUUAUAAUAAGAAUUCUAGCUAUCUGAAUAAUGUCUCUAAGAGACAUGAGAAUCAUUACAUGUAUGAUACUAAAUCGAGUUGGAAAAAUGGCAUUUAUAAUUGCAUUGAAAGUUAUCUUCGUUCUCAAAUCUGUAUUGUUAGUCACAUUUUAAGUGAAAGUGAUAAAUACAAUGACAGUUACUUUUAUACUUCUAUUUGUGGUAAGGGCGGAAAUGGUAGUGAAAGCGAGAGUUCUUCCAUAAAAACAACUAUCACGAAUGAGAAUUUAACUAAAAGAGAGGAUUCUAAAGAUCUCGAUGAAACUCAAAAAUACAAGCAUUUAUGGAUUAAAUGCGAAAAUUAUUAUGGAUUAAAUUAUAGGAAAUUUUUUAAAUCAAAAAUGAAUAUUUGUGAACACUGUGGAUAUCAUUUAAAAAUGAGCAGUUCAGAUAGAAUCGAACUUUCGAUUGAUCCAGGUACUUGGAAUCCUAUGGAUGAAGACAUGGUCUCUAUGGAUCCCAUUGAAUUUCAUUCGGAAGAGGAAUCCGAAUGGAAAUAA
This is a messenger RNA of Arachis ipaensis, 869 nucleotides long. The record is from RefSeq and is a predicted model, not a curated record. Lineage: Eukaryota; Viridiplantae; Streptophyta; Magnoliopsida; Fabales; Fabaceae.